Messenger RNA from Eimeria tenella, 339 nucleotides. RefSeq lists its product as uncharacterized. The record is from RefSeq and is a predicted model, not a curated record. Gene Ontology annotation, molecular function: RNA binding. Bases 1 to 339 code for a protein of 112 amino acids. The transcript has a single exon. Lineage: Eukaryota; Apicomplexa; Conoidasida; Eucoccidiorida; Eimeriidae.
AUGCCGGGCGGGGUCUGCGCGGGCGCCGCUGCUGCUGCAGGCAGCAGCAGCAGCAGCAGCAGCAGCAGCAGCACGAGGACGCUGCGAAUCAGCAACCUGGACCCCUCCGUCAUUCUGGAUCAACUGAGGUAUGAUCUCUUUGAACUUUGUAAACCCUUUGGCGAGGUUUUAGAAGUAAUUGCAAAGAGAGAAAAAAGAGGAGAAGCUCUUGUGGUUUUUGCCGAUGAAGAAGCAGCAGCAAAAGCCUACAUGGCUCUACAGGGCCAAACCCUUUACGGCAAAACCCUCAGAGUGGACCUCGCGGACAACCCGCCGCCCCUGCAGGCGGAGAAGGUCUAG